Messenger RNA from Morus notabilis, 1692 nucleotides. Its product is annotated as CAAX prenyl protease 1 homolog. The transcript is spliced from 14 exons. Gene Ontology annotation, biological process: CAAX-box protein processing. The record is from RefSeq and is a predicted model, not a curated record. Bases 14 to 1252 code for a protein of 412 amino acids. Lineage: Eukaryota; Viridiplantae; Streptophyta; Magnoliopsida; Rosales; Moraceae. Gene Ontology annotation, cellular component: endoplasmic reticulum membrane. Gene Ontology annotation, molecular function: metalloendopeptidase activity.
UGUCGUCGGGUUUAUGAUAUUAAUGUACUUCUUUGAAACAUAUUUGGAUCUGAGGCAACAUGCGGCCCUAAAACUGCCAACUCUUCCAAAAACUUUAGUGGGAGUAAUCAGCCAAGAGAAAUUUGAAAAGUCUAGGGCCUAUAGUCUUGAUAAAAGCCACUUCCAUUUUGUCCAUGAGUUUGUAUCUAUACUUAUGGACUCUUCAAUUUUGUUCUUUGGGGUGUUGCCUUGGUUUUGGAAGAAAUCGGGAGAUUUUUUGGUGUUAGUUGGCCUCAACGCAGAGAAUGAAAUACUACACACUCUUGCAUUUUUGGCUGGUGUCAUGAUUUGGUCACAGAUAACAGAUCUGCCAUUCUCUCUUUAUUCCACUUUUGUGAUCGAGGCUCGGCAUGGUUUUAAUAAACAAACAAUAUGGCUAUUCUUUAGAGACUUGGUUAAAGGAAUUUGCCUUGCUGUCAUACUUGGUCCUCCUAUUGUGUCUGCAAUCAUUAUUAUAGUACAGAAGGGAGGGCCAUACCUGGCCAUAUAUCUCUGGGCGUUUAUGUUCGUUCUUUCAAUUGUGAUGAUGACAAUCUACCCUAUUCUAAUAGCUCCACUUUUUAACAAAUUCACGCCUCUUUCAGAAGGUGGUCUCAGGGAAAAAAUUGAAAACCUUGCUUCAUCCCUUAAGUUUCCGUUGAAGAAGUUGUUUGUUGUGGACGGGUCAACAAGGUCAAGUCAUAGCAAUGCCUACAUGUACGGAUUCUUUAAAAACAAGAGGAUUGUUCUCUAUGAUACACUGAUUCAACAGUGCAAAAACGAUGAAGAAAUUGUUGCUGUGAUAGCUCACGAGCUAGGGCAUUGGAAACUUAAUCAUACAAUGUACUCAUUUAUCGCUGUGCAAAUCCUUACAUUUUUACAAUUUGGAGGAUAUACUCUUGUGAGGAACUCAAGCAACUUGUUUCGAAGUUUUGGGUUUGAUACACAGCCAGUACUCAUUGGACUCAUAAUAUUUCAGCAUACUGUAAUACCUCUCCAGCACCUAGUUAGUUUCGGUCUUAACCUUGUCAGCAGAUCUUUUGAAUUUCAGGCUGAUGCCUUUGCUAAGAAGCUUGGUUACACCUCCUCCCUUCGUGUCGCUCUCGUGAAACUACAGGAAGAGAAUUUGUCAGCUAUGAAUACUGAUCCAUGGUACUCGGCUUAUCACUAUUCGCAUCCCCCGCUUGUCGAAAGGUUGGCUGCACUUGAUGAGCCAGAUAAAAAGGCAGACUAACACGGCCUACCUUUGGAUAUACAUCAUUAGAACGUCAAAGUAUUGGGAAUCCUUGCGAGUCAAUAGCUCUAUCUGCUAAUGGAGCUCACACAUCUUCCCAACUAGCAGUAAUAUAACUCAUUGUAGCUAAGAGUUAAAUCAUUCACCAAGAAAUGACCAAAAAGAGGAGAGAGAAUGAAGAAUUUGUCAUAAAUCUGUUAUGUUUCCAAACUAACAAUCAUAACGACUUGCGCUAAGUUAAAGAGUUAUGCUUAUUUUGGUGGCUUUCUGCUAUAUGAUGUAUUGUAGUUUCUUUUGGGAAAAAACUUUUCACAGCGACUAUCCUAAUUUACCUUCCAAGCUUUUCUAUAUCCGUAGAGGAAUUCUUAUCUUAAAUGCAUUGUGGAAUUUGACAGAUGGGCUGUUUUCGUGCUUUAUGUAUGUAUAUGUGUUUUCUGCAA